AUGGCGCUCUUGCCGGAGGCCUUCGUCCUCGGCACCACAUCGCCAGCACUGCCGGUGAGCAGGCUCGCCUCCAAGCGUGGGCGGACAUCGCGCAAGGUUCCGCAACAAGGCAAGCCGUCGGCACUUGCGUCAGCUUCGGCAGUUCUGGCAGCGGUUGCGCUGGCGAAAAGGCGUCAGGUGCAGACGCGAUCAACCGUUGUGGCGGUGAGGGUCGCGGACCCAAGUUCCGACUUCGGCUUGAAGAUGACGAUCGCCGUUGCUAGCAAAAGGUGGCUAAUGCGGUGGGAUCUUUCAAGAGCUCGGAUGACGCAGAACCUCUUGAAAGAUCGCGCGGGUUCCUUCGGAGAGUUUGGCUUCAAGCUGGUGGCAGAUCUUCACAAGGUUACGGUGGGCGGCGGAGCCCGCUACAACGACGGGAAGUUCAACUGGCAGACCACACUGAAGGGCGGCAAAGAAGUCAAGUGCCCUGGGCCAGAAGCGGACUGGAGCUACAAAGGCACCAUCGAGCAGACCUGA
Symbiodinium sp. CCMP2592 is the source of this 516-nucleotide messenger RNA. Lineage: Eukaryota; Dinophyceae; Suessiales; Symbiodiniaceae. The record is from the annotation of a GenBank genome assembly.